Messenger RNA from Closterium sp. NIES-65, 5796 nucleotides. The record is from the annotation of a GenBank genome assembly. Lineage: Eukaryota; Viridiplantae; Streptophyta; Zygnematophyceae; Desmidiales; Closteriaceae.
AUGGGGCCCCGUCGCCUACCCCGGCGACCCCGACGCCGACCUUCCCGACCCGGCCCCACCUCUGCUGGCCCUGUCGCCUGCCCCUGCGGCCCCGGCUCCGCCCUUCCCGGCCCCGGCGCCACCUCGGCUGGCCCCAUCGCCUACCCCGGCGACCCCGACGCCGACCUUCCCGACCCGGCCCCGCCUCUGCUGGCCCCGUCGCCUGCCCCUGCGGCCCCGGCUCCACCCUUCCCGGCCCCGGCGCCACCUCGGCUGGCCCCGUCGCCUACCCCGGCGACCCCGACGCCGACCUUCCCGACCCGGCCCCGCCUCUACUGGCCCCGUCGCCUGCCCCUGCGGCCCCGUCUCCGCCCUUCCCGGCCCCGGCGCCACCUCGGCUGGCCCCGUCGCCUACCCCGGCGACCCCGACGCCGACCUUCCCGACCCGGCCCCACCACUGCUGGCCCCGUCGCCUGCCCCUGCGGCCCCGGCUCCGCCCUUCCCGGCCCCGGCGCCACCUCGGCUGGCCCCGUCGCCUACCCCGGCGACCCCGACGCCGACCUUCCCGACCCGGCCCCGCCUCUGCUGGCCCCGUCGCCUGCCCCUGCGGCCCCGGCUCCGCCCUUCCCGGCCCCGGCGCCACCUCGGUUGGCCCCGUCGCCUACCCCGGCGACCCCGACGCCGACCUUCCCAACCCAGCCCCGCCUCUCCUGGCCCCGUCGCCUGCCCCUGCGGCCCCGGCUCCGCCCUUCCCGGCCCCGGCGCCACCUCGGUUGGCCCCGUCGCCUACCCCGGCGACCCCGACGCCGACCUUCCCGACCCGGCCCCGCCUCUGCUGGCCCCGUCGCCUGCCCCUGCGGCCCUGGCUCCGCCCUUCCCGGCCCCGGCGCCACCUCGGCUGGCCCCGUCGCCUACCCCGGCGACCCCGACGCCGACCUUCCCGACCCGGCCCCGCCUCUGCUGGCCUCGUCGCCUGCCCCUGCGGCCCCGGCUCCGCCCUUCCCGGCCCCGGCUCCACCUCGACUGGCCCCAUCGCCUACCCCGGCGACCCCGACGCCGACCUUCCCGACCCGGCCCCGCCUCUGCUGGCCCCGUCGCCUGCCCCUGCGGCCCCGGCUCCGCCCUUCCCGACCCCGGCGCCACCUCGGCUGGCCCCGAGCCGUAGGUGACGCGGGGGUGGUGGACACCCUAGAGGCAUGGUUGGAGAACGCGAGGAGGAAGCACAAGGCCAACGAGUAUGGCAACUUGCCCUGGCCGGUCAUUGAGGCAGGACUCCGCUCCAUGUGGGCGACGGAGCACCCGUCUCGACCUGCCUCUCCUCGUCCGGUGAACAACGAAGGCGGCGUCGACGUGGGCGUCAACGCCGGUGGUGGUCAAGUCGGCAGCAGUGCUGGAGGCACGUCGAGGCAGAGAGGUGUGAUACACGCCGGUGAAGUCGGCGGCGUUCAGGCGCGAGGGAUGCAGUCGUCGGCGGCUGCAGGCUCCUCACAUGGUGACGUCGGAGGGCGUCGAAGUGGGCUGUCGCCGAUGUCGGCGUCCCAGGUGACGGCAGGUGGGAUUGCACCGAGCUACGACUACUUCAAGUUUACGCCGGACACGAUCUCGGUCACCCCUCUGCUGGUCGGUCGACCUGACAUACUCACCUGGAAGGAAGCCAUCGAGCCCCAGCUGGAGAUGGCCGGGCUGAUCGGCUUCGCCCGAGGGACCGUGGCGACGCCGGGGGAGCACCACCCCGACCUGCGUGCAGAGUUUCGCGCCGUUCAGCUGUUGACCUUCACGGUCAUCUCGCGGUGCUGCUCGCCGGGCGUGCAGAUCGCCUUGAAGUGGUGCCAGGAGUACCUCGACGCUGGCCACCGGGCGUGGCAUUUCAUUGAGUCGACGUACCAGGUCACCGACGACCUGUUCAUUGCCCAGCUGGAGGGACAACUGACGCACCUGCGUAUGGGUGACGAGGAGAGUGCGACCGACUACUGCAACCGAGCCAGGCGAAUUCUCGCCACCAUCAGGAUGGCCGGCGCGCAGUACUCCACGGCGUCGUACAUCACCCAUGUCAUGCAGGGUCUCUCUAGUAGCUACAACCUACUGAAGCGGCUGUCCAUGGCGCCGAGCACAAGGGCGACGCUUAACGAGGACAACCUGACCUCGUAUAUCCUGCAGGACGAGGCAAUGCAGGAGGCUGAGCGGUCGCAGGAGCUCUUGGCGCAGGCGAACUUGGUCACCUCAGCGAAGCAAGGAGGUCGACCGGGGCAGCGCGGGCAGUCUGGCGGUGGUGGUAGCAGUGGCUGGAAGCCGGCCAAGGAGGUCGACACGAGGAAGUCGACCAAGGACAGCGGUCGAGGAGGAGGAGGUCGACGUCGGGAAUGCUGGCUGUGCGGCGAUCCCGACCAUCUCUCCUUCGAGUGUCCCAACCGCAGCGACUCCGACGACGACGAUGCUAAGGGAGGCCGUGGGAGGUCUGGCAGCCGUCGUCCUCGUCGUGGAGGAAACCAAUCGCGCAAGGAGAAGCAGUCGACCAAAACAUCGACUUCGGCGAAGGACGCCGACUCCUCUGCCGGCGGCAAGGGGCGAGACGACAAGACGGCGUCGUGCUCGCUGGUCGGCGUCGUGGAGCCGACCAUCUCUCUAGCGUCGGAGGCCGGAGAGGACUUCCAGGCGGUGGCGGCAGCUGUGCAAGCGAACCCGGCGGUGGUUCUGCUCGACAGCGGUUGCUCCCACCACCUGAUGGGGACGAAGGAAGCCUUCGUCGACCUGCAGCCGAGCGGCGCCAUCAGGCAUGUGCGCGGCUUCAACUGGGCGCUGCAGGAUGUUCAGGCCUGCGGUACCAUUGCCCUGCAAGGAGAGGCCGGGAAGCAGGUGCUCAUCCCCGACGUGUUGUACGUCCCGGGUGUGCGAGCCAACCUGCUGUCGGCCGGACAGCUGAAGGAGCAUGGCGUGAAGCUGCAGGAGGACGGAGACGGCAUGCUGCUCGUCUCGGCAGCGGGGGAGGUGCUCGCGCGGGUGACGUACUCUAGGCGAGUUCUCUGCACUGACCUGCAUCCCUGUGCGACGAGGUCGACGCCGCCCACGACGGAAGUGGUGGCUCUGCGGGCGAUCGUCUCGAAGACGAAGUCGACGCCGGACCGGAUGCAUGCGAGGCUUGCACAUGUCGGCAUGGACACCAUACGGAGCUCGGCGAAGAACGAGGUCGCCAUUGGGCUGGACCUCAAGUCGGCAACGGACGCCGACUCCCCCUGUGUCUCGUGCGUCGGCGGGAAACUGGCGCGGCACACCUUCCCCGACCAAGGCUCCGACGCCGACAACGUGCUGGCCGUCGUGCACAUCGACCUCCGGUCGCCCAAGAAGUCAGAUGCGUUGCAGGCGUUUGUGCAGUGGCUGGCGGUGGCUGAGCGGCAGACGAAGAAGCCGGUGUUGAUGCUGCAAUCUGACCGGGGAGGGGAGUUCCUCGGGAAGCAGUUCACCGACUUCGUGAACGGCAAGGGAAUCGUCCACGACCUGACCUGCCCAUACACCCCGCAGCAGAACGGCAUGGCGGAGCGGGAGAUGAGGACGGUGGUGGAGUCGGUGCGGACAAUGCUGCUGCACAUGGGCGUGCAGCACCACUGGUGGCACCUCGCUCUCCGGCAGGCCGUCUGGGUCCGCAACUGCCUUGAGAGGUCGACGCUGCCGCCGGGGACGACGCCGUACCAGCUGCUGACCGGGAAGAAGCCCGACUUGUCGCUGGCGCGGGUGUGGGGCUGCAUGGCGCAGUUCCUUGUUCCUGAGCAGCAGCGUGGUGGGAAGCUGACGCCGAAGGCCAAGUGGGGCCUGCACCUUGGCGUGUCGGCGGCGAGCAAGGGCUGGGAGCUCCUUGACGUCGCCACUGACCGGGUGGUCACCACGUCGGACGUGGUGUUUUACGAGGAGAUGUCGUUGGCCGAGUGGAGGACGGAGCAUGGGCCGGUGUCCGGUCGCUCGUCGUCCACCCCGCCCUCUGACACCUCGUCGGUGACGCAGCCGUUGCUUGCCGAGGUCGGUGAGCUUGCUACUGAGGACGUCGAGGACGUCCGCCCCUCUACCCCUCUCCCUCUGACCCCUGCCCCUCCCCUCGUGGCCGACCUACGUGGGCUGACCUCGGUGUCGGCCUCCGGCGAUGAGGGGAGUAGUGGGACGCCGCCUUCGGCGUCGGCCAAGUGCAUCGCCGGUGGGCGACGUGACGAGCGGCGAAUCGACGUGGGAUUGCAGUCGACAGGGGAGCAGCAGGUCGAGGAGCAGCAGCCGACAAGGGAGCAGGCUGCCGUGAAGCCGACCAUGGAGCAGUCGGCGACCGGGACGUCGGCAGGGGAGCCGACCACAGGGGAGAAGUCGGUUGGGAAGCCGACCACAGUGGAGCAGUCGGCAGGGACGCCGGCUGAGGAGCAGCAGGACGCCGAGGGCAGCAACGACAGCGACGAUGGAGGGGACGCCGCGGAGGUCCAGCAAGGACCACGGCGUUCAGGCCGACUUCGGAGGCCGCCUGACUUCUUCGUCCCCGCUGCCUUCACCACGGUGUAUGACGUGGACGAUGACGACGACCUGCUGUACGACGACGCCGAGGAGGAUGAGGAGUUUCCGGAACUCGACCCUGACAUGCUAGCCGACCCCGAGCACCGUUGGGACAUCUCAACGAUGACGGUGAAGGAGGCAUUGGCGAGCUGGAAGGGCCCAGCGGUGAAGGCCGCCAUGGAGGAGGAGAUUCGCAGCCUCAUCAACAUGGGCACCUGGGAGCUGGUCGAACGCCCGCCGGGGGUGAACGUCAUGAAGAACCGGUGGGUGUUGACGACGAAGUACCACAUCGACGACACCGUCGAGCGAGAGAAGGCGAGGCUGGUAGUGAAGGGCUUCACACAAGUGUAUGGCGCCGACUACGACGAGACGUUCGCGCCGGUGAGCAGCUACGUCACGCUGAGGAUCUUCCUCAGCAUCGUCACUGUCCUCAACCUCAACCUGAUGCAGCUCGACAUGAAGAACGCCUUCCUGCAGAGCAAGCUCGAUCGGGUGCUAUACAUGUCCCAGCCGGACUACUUCAACGACGGAACCGGCCGGGUGUGUAAGCUGCUGAAGAGUCUGUACGGGCUGAAGCAGUCGCCGCUGUUGUGGUACUUGGCGCUCAAUGAUGUGCUGGUCGGCGCCGGGUGGAAGAAGAGCCAGGUCGACGAGGCUCUUUACUUCAAGGUCGGCGAGGGUGAAUUGAUCUGCUGGGUGCUGGUCUACAUCGACGACCUGCUUGCCGCCAGCAGCAGCUCCACGAUGCUGAAGGAGCUGAAGGAGCUGCUGGAAGCUGCCUUCGAGCUGCGCAAGAUCUCGCCGGUGCAGAAGUACCUCGGGCUGGAGAUCGUGCGCGACAGGACGGCGGGGAAGCUAUGGCUGCACCAGCAGGGCUACGCUGACAAGCUGCGGAGGCGCUUCCUCGAUGAGGAGCAGACCGGGCGCACCCCGAAGACACCGGUCUCGGUCGGUGCCUACGCCGAGCUCACCUUCGAUGACGAGGAGGCGCAGGAACGGCAGGAGGAGGAGUACCGGCAGAAGGUCGGCUCGCUGCAGUUCGCGGCGACGACGACGAGGCCGGACGUCGCCUUCGCCUGCAGCAAGCUGGGGAGCGGCCUCACGGUGAGGAGCGAUCAGCACUGGCGCGAGGUCGACCGCUGCCUCGCCUACCUCGCCAACACACGUGACACCACCCUGGAGUUCGGCGGUGGACCUAAGUCGCUGGAGCUGGUCGGCUACGUGGACGCCGACGACGCUGCGCAUCAAGUGCGCGACACUGUCGUCGACCGAGUCGGAGUACGUGGCGGCCACUGA